CUCUCGGUCAUAGUCUCCUAGAUCUUCUCUCUCUAUCUCUCUCUCUCUCUCUCUUCCCCCCACUGCCUCCUCUCCACUCCACUGGACUCCACACCCUAUCCUCUCUCUUUGACCUCCCCCAAAAACCUCUCAAGUCUACUAAACACCUCUCAGUCUACCGAACCCACCAACCAGCCAUGUCUCUCGUCGUCUCGAAAACCUCUUCAGGCCGAGAAUACAAAGUCAGAGACCUAUCUCAGGCCGAUUUCGGCCGCCUCGAGAUCGAGCUCGCCGAGGUCGAGAUGCCCGGUCUCAUGUCCUGUCGCUCCGAGUUCGGUCCCUCCCAACCUUUCAAAGGCGCUCGCAUCACCGGCUCGCUCCACAUGACCAUCCAGACCGCCGUUCUCAUCGAGACCCUCACAGCUCUCGGCGCCGAGGUUCGCUGGUGCUCCUGCAACAUCUUCUCCACUCAGGACCACGCCGCCGCAGCCAUCGCACGUGACUCCGCCUCCGUCUUCGCCUGGAAAGGUGAGACCUUGGAAGAGUACUGGUGGUGCACCGAAAAGGCCCUUGAUUGGGGCCCCGGUGGUGGCCCCGAUUUGAUUGUUGACGAUGGUGGUGAUGCCACUUUGCUUAUCCAUGAGGGUGUUAAGGCUGAGGAAGAGUUUGAGAAGUCCGGGAAGUUGCCUGAUCCGAGUUCUACUGAUAAUGCUGAGUUUAGGAUCGUUUUGGGGUUGAUUAAAGAGGGCUUGUUGGUGGAUCCCAAGAGGUAUAGGAAGAUGAAGGAGAGGCUGGUUGGUGUUUCGGAGGAGACGACUACUGGGGUUAAAAGGUUGUAUCAAAUGCAGGUUAAUGGGACUCUCUUGUUCCCUGCUAUUAAUGUCAAUGAUUCUGUUACUAAGAGCAAGUUUGAUAACUUGUAUGGAUGCCGACACUCUCUUCCUGAUGGUCUCAUGAGAGCCACCGAUGUGAUGAUUGCCGGAAAGGUAGCCGUAGUUUGUGGGUAUGGAGAUGUUGGGAAGGGUUGUGCUGCUGCUCUUAAACAAGCUGGAGCUCGAGUGGUGGUCACUGAAAUUGAUCCAAUCUGUGCUCUUCAGGCUCUCAUGGAAGGCAUCCCAGUCUUGACACUGGAAGAUGUUGUCUCGGAAGCUGACAUUUUUGUUACCACCACUGGGAACAAGGACAUCAUCAUGGUUCACCACAUGAGGAAGAUGAAGAACAAUGCCAUUGUCUGUAACAUUGGGCAUUUCGAUAACGAAAUCGACAUGCAUGGUUUGGAAACUUACCCUGGUGUUAAACGCAUUACGAUUAAGCCUCAGACCGAUCGGUGGGUUUUCCCGGAGACCAAUUCUGGCAUCAUUGUUCUUGCUGAAGGGCGUCUAAUGAACUUGGGAUGUGCAACUGGGCAUCCCAGUUUUGUCAUGUCUUGCUCUUUCACCAACCAAGUUAUUGCUCAGCUUGAGUUGUGGAAAGAGAGGGCAAGUGGGAAGUAUGAGAAGAAGGUCUAUGUUCUGCCUAAGCAUUUGGAUGAGAAAGUUGCGGCGUUGCAUCUUGGAAAGCUUGGUGCUAAGCUUACUAAGCUUACUCCUGCGCAAGCUGCAUAUAUCAGUAUACCUGUUGAUGGUCCUUACAAGCCUCCUAACUACAGGUACUGAGGAAGCAAGAUGCUGGGUAGUGCUGGCUGCUGGCUUUUGUGUCGGUUCCAUUGUUAUGGACCUUGUGGUCUUGUUCAAGUAGUUGUUUUUAGUGUUAAGAGAGGGUAGGAAGCCAGGAUGUUUACAUUUCUGUUAUGAUGGGAUCAGUGUUUGUUCUACUUCUAGUUGUUGAAAGCAUUUUGGCAAUUUUUAUUAGUCAUUGUUUUGGACCUUCUGGUCUUGUUCAAGUGGUUGGUUUUAGUGUUAAGAGAGGGUAAGAAGCUACAAGGUUUGCAUUGCUGUUAUGAUGGGUAUCAGUGUUUGUGCUACUUCUAGUUGUUGGAGCAUUUUGGCAAAUUUUUAAUUGUUAAGACCCUUUUUAAUUUGAAUAUUCUUUUUCUUUUC
This is a messenger RNA of Ziziphus jujuba (common jujube), 2018 nucleotides long. Its product is annotated as adenosylhomocysteinase 1. The transcript has 2 exons. Lineage: Eukaryota; Viridiplantae; Streptophyta; Magnoliopsida; Rosales; Rhamnaceae. Gene Ontology annotation, molecular function: adenosylhomocysteinase activity. Gene Ontology annotation, biological process: L-methionine cycle. Bases 177 to 1634 code for a protein of 485 amino acids. The record is from RefSeq and is a predicted model, not a curated record. Gene Ontology annotation, cellular component: cytosol.